UCUCCACCUCGUUUGUCGGGCACUUAUCAGUAAUCAGCACAAUUUGGUUUCCCCCCACCGUUGAAGAAAUCUGCUGCCGUUCUGGAUUUUCCAGCAUUUACCAGAUAACACAUUUCUUGUUAUUUUAUUUUUCGAAUUGACUCACUUUAAGAAGACAAGGUUCCGAAACCUCAACAAUCACCUAGAACAAAUUGAUUGAACAAACAAUUGCUGCAACACUGCAAUAUUCAUUCGGACGGUGCCUCCGGUGUAGAAUUAUCUACCGGUCGCCAACCAUUUAUUACCUCUCACCAAACGAACACUAUUACCAGCUUGCGUGCUACUCAGCUCGAAUACUAAUCACGGUUUGCGGUGAUUACCCUCUCUGGUUGAUCUUUUCCAAGGUGGGAUUCCCCAGGAUAACUUCAAUUAUAAUUCUCAAAAUGUCGCGGGACUUUACCGUGUUGAGCACGUGUCACGUGCCGCAAGAUCACGACCCAAUUCGAUCACGCCCCCGUCAAAUCCACCCCUUCAAUUGUUGACCUUGAAAUAGAAUUUGAUCAAUAGCCGUGAAAGAGCUAUUGUUUUCACUGCGCGCUCCGGCGGUCGAACAAUGAUAGCAAGUGCACGCGAUUAAUUUCUAGCAGCAGAUUGCCGGUAAGCAACCCACCACACUAGUCAACCCGGUGCCGGUGCAGCCGCGUGAUGGAUGGCGAUGAGCACAUUUCCAUACAAAGCUGCCGCGUAGUAGGGUGAACUUAAAAGUUUGACGCUUUUUUACCGAAAAAUUUCUUUCCGUGUACGAAACUGUGAGGGAGUUGAGAGAAAAGAAGUCAUGGCCUCCUUCGAUAACGCAGGAAGAAAUUCGCGCCAACUUCAAAUCAGCACGUGUUGCGUUCGUAAUCAGCCUACUGCGAUCGGCACCACCCUAGGCGCAACCGGAUCAACUGCAGCAAGUGCUGUUUUUCGCGGCUGCACUUCAUGUUAUAUAAAUUAUACAGCUGAUACUGAAUAUCCGAACACCGCGUGCUGACCGACUGGAAACAUCAAUUCCACGCCGUCGAGUGUUGAUGCAGUGAUUAGCGAAUUUUUCCAAUGAUCUGUACGCCCCACUACUCCCGUCGCUCGCUAGUAGCAUCUAGCAAUGACCGGGAAUCGUCGAUCGACCCAGCCAGUUCUAGUCUGGAAUCUAGCGCGAGAACAUCUCGGAUGAUUGGUCGCGAUCGCGUCGACACUGUCGCAAUGGGAUCUACACUGCUUGCGGUGGUUCUAGUGGUGGGCCUUUUCGGGCCGACCCUGGCCAUCAACCCGCUGGCCAAGGACGAAGAAGUGGUCAACGCUACGAGCUCGAUCUUUGAAAACGUGCAAGCUGCUCAGGCUUCGACGGAGUCGCUGAAGAACGACAUGCCGAGUUCGGACUACCUUCGAUUUGGAGCGCAAGGUCUGCUGGAGUACGUGUCGAACGUGUCCACCAAGUUCACGCCCGUCUUUGAGAACUUUGACCAGAAGGACCUCGAUCAGAUCCAGCAGAGCUUGAUCGAGGCGAUUCGCUACCUUAACGGGUACGAAGUCGUCAACAGUAUCUCGCUGCUGCAGAACGUCGACUACAACCUCUACAAUCACAACCAGUUCCGGUCGAUCAACAGCGAUCUACGGAUAGCGUCGAUCGGUCUGUCCGAGGCACUGUUUGAUCAGCGUGAUGUAAGCUCGGCUCUGGAUGAUUUGCUAGCCUCGACAGACAAGCUGGCGGAGCACGUCGGCCGAGUUUCCGACGCGAUCCAACGCGGUGAAGCUUGGACAGCGGAAACGACCGCUCGGGCUACGGCAGCCCAGCGUGCCUUCAACGAGUCCAUCGACAGCUACCUGAACGGAUCACUCACCCAAAUCGACGACCUCUCCGAAUCGCUUACCAACCUUCGCACCUACGAGGAAGAACUGUACCAAAAGAUGAAGGACAAGAUCCCAAUGUUCCCCAAAUCCACCGUCAACUACUUCAUCACCCUCAAAAAGUCCCUCGAGAACCUCAUCCAAAAGGUCCUGAUCAACUUCGAGAACAUGCGCCUCUACAAACACCGCGAGAUCGAACAAUGGAAGGUCCGGUCGUCGAUCAACGCCCCGAUAAGCUACAUGACCCAGGUCGCCGUCCAGGUCUCCGCCGAUCCCAUGCUCGCCAACGACUGCACCGAAGCGUACAUCGAGAAGCUGCUCGCCUUCCCGAACUUUACCGUGAGUCACGUCAACGGCUGCCUCGCCGACCAAACCUCCAACGAGGAAAAAACCUUCGACGUCAUCACGAACGUGAUCGACAACUACGUCGCAGGCGCGAUCAACGCCUCGUACGCCGCCUUCGACAUCUGCUUCCGGUACGCCCCAAAGAAGCUCAACUACUGUCUGGAGCUGAACGGCUACGAAAACACCUGGGCCAACGGGCGGAUCUACACGGCGUCCAAGCAGAUCGAGUCGCUCGUCGACGGCGAGAUCCAGAACAACUUCAACACGUGCAUCGCCCAGAUCGGAUACUUUCUCAACUACCACAACCUGCAGGAGAUGUGCUUCUACAACAAGAAGCGCAACCGACCGCGUGGGCGCUGGUGAUCCCGACAGUGGUUCUGUUAUUGUUUGUUGACGUUUAUUGUUAUCGUUGAAUAAAAUUAGGGGCAGUUGGCUCGAA
Messenger RNA from Culex pipiens pallens (northern house mosquito), 2650 nucleotides. RefSeq lists its product as uncharacterized. The record is from RefSeq and is a predicted model, not a curated record. NCBI's taxonomy places the organism in Eukaryota, Metazoa, Arthropoda, Insecta, Diptera, Culicidae. The transcript has 2 exons. Bases 1075 to 2574 code for a protein of 499 amino acids.